This is a messenger RNA of Schizosaccharomyces japonicus yFS275, 2034 nucleotides long. Its product is annotated as RNase P and RNase MRP subunit. Bases 1 to 2034 code for a protein of 677 amino acids. The record is from RefSeq and is a predicted model, not a curated record. The transcript has a single exon. Gene Ontology annotation, molecular function: tRNA binding. NCBI's taxonomy places the organism in Eukaryota, Fungi, Ascomycota, Schizosaccharomycetes, Schizosaccharomycetales, Schizosaccharomycetaceae. Gene Ontology annotation, cellular component: ribonuclease MRP complex; nucleus; ribonuclease P complex. Gene Ontology annotation, biological process: tRNA processing; tRNA 5'-leader removal; endonucleolytic cleavage in ITS1 to separate SSU-rRNA from 5.8S rRNA and LSU-rRNA from tricistronic rRNA transcript (SSU-rRNA, 5.8S rRNA, LSU-rRNA).
AUGAAAAGAACAGGACCUAUGCAACAGGAGAAAGAUCGGGACCACAAACGUUUGAAAAUUAGACAAUCACGUUCAAUCCAUGUUCAGUCGGACAGUUUGGAAAAUGGAGCAAUUGACGUGGAAAAAUUCCUUAGUGCUCGUUCUUUCGAAAUCAGAGCAUUUCAGGAUGCGAUGAAACGAUCAAAAGACUCAAGCUCCCAGCGAGCCUUUCAGUCACUUCCGCGAUGUCUAAGACGGAGAGCUGCUUCACAUAAUGUACGUCGAAUUCCAAAAGCACUUCGCCAACGCGCUCUCUACGAAAUGAGCCUGCAGUCUUCUACAACAAAAGCCAUUGAGCCAUCUCGUCUUCGAUUUAAACGCUAUGUCCGGCGAUUACAGAAAAGGAUAUCUGCGGCUGGAAAAUCCAAACAAAUUGUAAGUGCCGGCACUUUACAGACAAAGCACACUACCGAAGACUCCCGCAUUCCUUCACUGCCUUUAGUCCGUUUAGUGAAGGGUCAGUUCGCUCAGAGACAACUCCGUAAAAUUUGGCUUCCAACACAUUUGUGGACAAGUAAAAGAGCUCAUAUGGUGAACAAAUGGGGUUACGCGAUUCCACAACGACCAACGGCCAAAUCAUAUCGCCCAACUCAUCGAGCUGCAUUUACGGAAGAAGCCAUUGCUUUUGACAUGAGCUAUGAGCCCAUCUUCGCCAUUACUGCUCCACUUCCUGUUCUGAUCGAAAAAUAUAAAUCUAUUUUUGGUGCGCGCUGGGCGUUGUAUUCGUCUUGCAGUCGUAUAUGUUCUGGUUUGAUAAAAAAUGUUGAAACGGGAAGAACAAUUUGUCCCUGUCUCACGCAAUGGAACAAACCAUCCGAAGCUUUUGUGCAAAGGCUUCCAAUUACAGAAAAAAACAACGUCGCACAAGUUGUACUGCGCGUCCAUCCCGCUGCUUUCGUGGAGUGUUGGGACUAUCUCUCCGGAAUUGCAGUAAAAGAUAGUCGAAUAGCAAUGCACGAUUGGCGUAUGCAAUUGGGUUCAAUAGACGUUUUGGGACCGCGUGCAAAUCAGGUUCUCCACGAUGUUUUGCAAACUCCUAUCCCUUCAACCGAGUCAAAUGUCUGGACAUCCAUCAAAAAACUCUCACACAAUCAACUACCCAUCGACUGUUCGUUGGGUUUUCAUGUGAAUGCUUCCCAAACGGCAACCUCCGCGACAUCGCAGAAUUCGCUGUCUCAAAAGCCAAUGUUGGAAUAUUGGGAUGCGAAAACGCUUCCUUCUUUUCAAGUCUUUGACGUUACGGAGGUAAACGGCAUCGGUGCCAGAAAUCCGCCUGCGAUUACGCCUUUAAUGGUAGCCAGGCGGCGUGAAUGGAAUGGCUUAACUAUUAUCUUACCAUGGACUUCAAUUAUGUAUUUUUGGAGAAAACUUAUGUUUCGUAAGGGUGUUCGUUUUGGCGGACUAGACAAUUUGCAUCAAAUCGCUUUCGAAAAACAAAUCCCUUUCUUCCCACAUGACUAUCCGGAAACGGAGGCGGGAAUUAAAGCACAAGCCGUGUCGAGAGAGGAUGCCUUUUCGUAUUGGCAAAGACGCCCCCCUGCCAAACGGGUAAAUUUUCUGAAGCUCGAAAAUGGUAUGAAAGAGCUAGGUGAUCCAUUUGCAUGCGACUGGUCUGUGCUAGAUAAAAACUAUCCCACAUUGACUCCUGUACGGUUUCAUCUCGUCCAUGUUAUUAUUACAUGCUCAACUCGUGGCAGCAUUCACGAUCUUGCUCGCGUGUACAAGCUGCCCACGAAGGAGUCUUUGGAGGAAUGGAAAAAGCAUUCACUUCACUAUCGAAAUAAGUUGCAUGAGGUAGAGAAAUUUCCAGCCUCUCCCGAGGAGUCCAAUUUAGUUGGUUACAUCUCAACUGGCAAUUUCAAUUUAAGGCAAGGCAAACCAUCGGGAAUUGGUUGUGUUAUCGACCAAUUUUCGGGCUCUUCCAAGCGCGGUUAUUGCCUUAUAAGAAAUUGCGGAACAGGUGUCUUUCGUUUAGCACAAUGGAAACGGUUUUAA